UGAAAAAGUUAGUCAGUUGAAAUUUGCAACUCGACUGCCGCACUGUGCGAGGGCGGAUGCAGGCUGACAGAUGUUUGGUUUCGUUUGUCGCAACUGGAUAGACGUCGCUUAGCAUUAAGCCGCGCUGCCUCUGACCUCGUAAACCGGGACUGUUCGCCAAGCAGCUUGUCAGUAUUCGCGCCAGUGAUCACCGUUUUCCAGCACCUGCGAAAGAUGGUCAGUCUAGAUGCGCUACGGGAGCAAUAACCUUCGCGCUGCAAUGGUCUCUGUUUUUCAAGUUUUCCUGCUUUUCUAGUUGCCGGUCGCUUAAACUUCAAAACGUCAAGCUGACGAAAAGGGCGACAUGAAGGAAAUCAGCGCCCUCAUAGGACCACCGCGGUGGUACCACUUGAUCGUCUGCUUGUUGACCUUCGUGCGCGCAUUUCCGUCCUCCUGGACACAAUUCGCAGCGUUGUUCGUCGCCGCGGACGUCGAACACUGGUGCUCGAGGCCACGUGAUUCGGCCUUCGCCAAUUGGACGGAGCAGCGAUGGAAAGCCGAAGCCAUUCCCGUCGUCAACAAUUCUCGGCUGGCAAACGACCCCAAAUACGAGUACUGCAGGAUGUACCCAGCGGAAGCGCUAAUUCACAACGCUUCUGCAGUGCUCUUCGACCAGUCGAGAACAGUGUCGUGUGACGCGUGGUCGUACAACGAGUCCGCACCCGGGUCUUCGGCAGUGCCAGAGUGGGACCUUGUGUGCCAGCACGAAUGGCAGCGCUCGAUGAUGACAAGCAUCGUUUAUAUGGGAUCCCUCGUAGGGUCACUCGUCAUGGGGCACAUGUCCGACAGAUUCGGGCGUCGAACCGUGUUCUUUUUGCCCGUGUUCGGAGCUGCCCUCUUCGGGUCUCUGGGCGCGGUGUCCCCGUCGGUGAAGUGGUACAACGCCUUCCGCUUCUUCUCUAGCAUCAACAUCGCCGGCAUUCAGACAAGCUCGGCGGCCUUACUGGCCGAGAUCUUGGACCCUCGCUUCCGAACGUUCCUAAACAUCGGCUACACGGCUGCAUUUGCCAUACCAUCCAUGCUGCUGCCCGGUGUGGCCUACCUACUGUCAGAUUGGAAACUUCUUCAGCUUGCUUCUGGACUCGUCGCUUUGGCCUGCGUACCAUUUAUGAUCGUUAUUCAGGAGUCACCACGCUGGCUCAUCACGAUUGGCAGGGAGGAGCAAGCCGAACGAGCCAUCUCGAAAAUACUGAAGAUGAACCGCCGGAAGGUUCUGAACCUGAAGUCGACCGUCCAUGUAAUUGCAGAGAGAAUUCGGGCAUCUUCGACCAGUGUCAUCGGCCCCAUAGAGAUUCUGAGGCACAGAUUGAUUAGGAGGAACACCCUUCUUCUGUUUGUCGUUUGGUUCUGCGACAACUUCCCCAUGUUCGCUAUGACGUUCGGUGCCGUGGAUAUCGAGGGCAGCCACCUGGUCAACUUCGCCGUGUCCACGGUGGCCGAGAUUCCCGCUGCAUUCGUCGGGCUGGUCAUGGUAUACUACUGUCGUCGUAAGCCGUCUCAGGCGGCCACUCUCAUAUUGGCGGGAAUCGCAGCAGCCGCGGUGGAGUUGACGCCUCUCGGUUGGCCUUACCUAGGCCUAUCGAUAUCCAUGACGGGUCGUUUUGUACUCACCCUGUCGUCAUCGGUCAAGUGGGUCUGGACCAUGGAGUUGUUCCCGACAGCGGUGCGCGGGUUCGGCUUUGCCGCGUGCUUCACUGCCGGUCGCAUUGGGGGCAUCGUGGCUCCCUUCAUCAGCGUUCUUAAGAAGCAGGCUUCCGUGUAUGUGGCUGCUGCUCUACUAGCAACGGCAGGAGUCAUUGGAGCAGCAGCGGCCACGUUUCUGCCAGAAACUCGAGGCAUCGAACUUCCGGACACAUUCGACGAGGCCGAAGAGGUCGCCAAAAAGUGCGCGAAGGCAGACUAUUUCCAUCUGACGACGGUGGAGGCAUCCGAAGAACGGAGCCAAUCCAUUGCAACAACGGCUUUGAUGAACGAGUAACAGCUGCCUUAUCGGUGGACGAGGGUGUCGAAAUGGACUUGUCGGCCGAUCAUGAUGCAAUGGUAUCUGGACAGCGCAGCAAAACACGGACACAAGAUGAAACAAAGACGAAGAAAAGCACUGACUACUCAGAAAGAAAUUUAUUGGGGUAUAAGUACGACCGAUCCCGGAAAUAAUUAGAUUUCGUUGUUGACAGCGCUUGUCUUCACCUUCAAUUCUUCUUUUGUCCGUGUUUUGCUGCGCGAACCAGAUACCAUUCGACUAUCACUGGAGGCUCUCGGGAAGAGUUCUUCAGGGUUGAAGCCCCCUCCCCCCGCCCCACUCCUCUAUUGUCGUGGUCCGUCUCAGCAGCGCUGUAGAGUCCCUCGCACGUAAACGCCCCUGAAAAUACGAGAACUGGCUAUGACAAGAAAGAGUUAUUCGACCACGCCAAAACGGGGGCGGCCUCCGCUAGCAGGCGCUCUUCGCUGCACAAUCUCGAAGGAUGCUAUAGCAGUUCUAAGACCUCACUUGAAAUUUUCACGCUUUCACCGUGCUCAAGCCCCUUUUCGAGGAAGAAUUAAUCCAUUGAUGCGCCACCAGUCGCAGCCCGAAGAAAUUCGCAGCCACCCAUAUGCUGCUAAUAUGGGCUCGAAAUGGCACAAAUGGCACAAAAAUAAACGAGCUAAAUGAGAGCACUGCA
This is a messenger RNA of Dermacentor albipictus, 2699 nucleotides long. Its product is annotated as organic cation transporter protein-like. NCBI's taxonomy places the organism in Eukaryota, Metazoa, Arthropoda, Arachnida, Ixodida, Ixodidae. Gene Ontology annotation, molecular function: transmembrane transporter activity. The record is from RefSeq and is a predicted model, not a curated record. Gene Ontology annotation, biological process: transmembrane transport.